GGCGAGGCGAAAGGGGAGCGGCGGGGUUAGAAAUGACCAUUCGUCUGUGGAAGAACUUACUUCAAACUACAAAGGAAAGGAUACUACAACAGAGAAGGUUGUCACUAUAUAACAGUGCUCAUGGUUAUGACGAAGAAUUGAUAAAGAAGAAACUUCAGCAGUUUGCUGGUGGAUCCAUCAAGCUCUCCAAGGAAGACAAUGGCAUUGGAAUACUUACUUUGGACAACCCAAAGCUAAUGAAUGCCUUUACAGGUACUAUGAUGCUAGAACUUCAGGACAGGGUAACUGAACUGGAAAACUGGAAGGAUGGCAAAGGCCUUAUCAUCUAUGGUGCAGGAAACACCUUUUGCUCGGGAUCUGAUUUAAAUGCCGUCAAAGCAAUAUCCAACUCCCAGGAUGGGAUGAAUAUGUGCAUGUUUAUGCAAAGCACUUUAACCAGACUUCUGAGAUUGCCUUUAAUCAGUGUUGCACUAGUCCAAGGCAAAGCUAUUGGAGGAGGAGCUGAACUUACCACGGCUUGCGAUUUCAGGUUGAUGACACCUGGGAGUGAAAUUCGGUUUGUCCACAAGCACAUGGGCCUGGUGCCAGGCUGGGGAGGAGCCGCCCGGCUGGUGCACAUCGUGGGCAGUGAGGCUGCCCUCCGGCUGCUGAGUGGGGCUGCCAGCGUGGGCCCUGAGGCAGCUCUGCACCUCAGGCUCUCUGAGCAGACCUUGGCAUCGUCAGAUGAAACCCAAGCGCUGGAAGAAGCCAAAGCCUGGCUGGAUCAAUACACAGAGGGUCCAGCCAGCGUGAUUCGGGCUGCAAAAAAGGUGGUGACAGCAGGAAGAGAGCUACCACUGGAAGCAGCCCUAAGGACAGAGAAGGAUAUUUUUGGAACUGUAUGGGGUGGGCCUGCCAAUCUGCAGGCAUUGGUUAGAAGACCAAAACAUAAAUGAUGGUCUUCUUGACCUUUUUGCAAACAAAGCUUUCACUUCAACUUUUUCCCCCACUUCCAGGGAGGCUGUGGAUUCUCCUUCUCUGGAGGUUUUCAAAACCCACUGAUCAGGGUGAACCUGCUUUAGCAGGGGGGUUGUAUUAGAUGAUCUCCUUCCAGCCCCUACCAUUCUGCAAUUCUGUGACUAAAGCAGGAAUUAAACUGAAUUAUUUAAGGACUUACUCAUUUAAACUGG
Molecule: messenger RNA, 1169 nt
Organism: Colius striatus (speckled mousebird)
Lineage: Eukaryota; Metazoa; Chordata; Aves; Coliiformes; Coliidae
Gene: ECHDC1
Product: ethylmalonyl-CoA decarboxylase 1
Exons: 6
Coding region: 33-935 (300 amino acids)
Biological process (GO): fatty acid beta-oxidation
Cellular component (GO): cytosol
Molecular function (GO): enoyl-CoA hydratase activity
Source: RefSeq, a predicted model, not a curated record